Molecule: messenger RNA, 4136 nt
Organism: Sinocyclocheilus grahami
Lineage: Eukaryota; Metazoa; Chordata; Actinopteri; Cypriniformes; Cyprinidae
Product: constitutive coactivator of PPAR-gamma-like protein 1
Exons: 16
Coding region: 310-3321 (1003 amino acids)
Cellular component (GO): nucleus
Source: RefSeq, a predicted model, not a curated record
UGCGUCUCUGCGCUCCUCUCUUUCCCCUCAACACCAGACCACAGACAUGGCUCCAUAAGGGUGCACAUGGCGGCUAGCAGCCAUGAACCAAAAAACAACUCACCAAAAACUACAGAUGCAUCUCCGAUUUGAUUGAUUUUCGAUUGAUCAACUUCCACCUCCGCCGCAAUAUUCUUCAGUCCGGUUUUCAGCAUUCGGGAGAGGCUGCUUGCUUGCAACUCUCUCUCUCUCGCUCCAUUUCCUCCAGACAAUUUUACGUUCUUAUUCAACCCGAAAUAACCGUAGAUAUCAUAUUGUACAACAACAGUCAUGGGUGUCCAGGGUUUCCAGGAAUACAUUGAGAAGCAUUGCCCCAACGCCGUGGUGCCGGUGGAGCUCCAGAAGCUCGCCCAGGGGAGUCUGGUCGGCGGCGGCCGGCAGAGACCCCCUCAAAUUCCGCUCCGGCUGCUAGUGGACGCCGAGAACUGCCUGCACCGGCUCUACGGCGGCUUCUACACCGACUGGGUGAGCGGAGGCCAGUGGAACCACAUGCUCGGGUACCUCGCCGCCCUCGCCAAAGCCUGUUUCAACGGCAACAUCGAGCUGCUAGUGUGCUUCAAUGGCGCCCUGGAGAAAGGCCGUCUCCACGAGUGGGUCAAGCGACAGGUGAACGAGAGGCAGACCGCCCAGCAGAUCGUCAGCCACGUCCAGAACAAGGGAACCCCGCCGCCCAAGGUCUGGUUCCUGCCCCCGGUGUGUAUGGCCCACUGCAUCCGCCUGGCGCUCCUCAGGUUCCACAUCGGGGUUGUCCAGACCAUUGAGGAUCAUCACCACGAAGUGAUUGCCUUAUUUAGGGAAAAUGGGUUCCACGGCCUGGUUGCCUAUGAUUCUGAUUAUGCCCUGUGCAACAUCCCGUACUACUUCAGUGCCCAUGCUCUCAAACUCAGCCGCAAUGGCAAAAGCCUCACCACCAGCCAAUACCUGAUGCACGAAGUUGCCAAGCAACUUAAUCUCAAUCCAAAUCGUUUUGUCAUUUUUGCUUCAAUUUUAGGGAAUCACAUACUGCCUGAUGAAGACUUGGCUGCCUUUCACUGGAGUUUACUUGGCCCUGAGCAUCCUUUAGCAUCCUUGAAGUCUCGAACUGAUGACAAAGUUGUCCGUUUCAAAAAAGCAGUGGAGUAUUUUGCCACCGCCAGCAAGCCCCUUCACUUCCCCCCCUAUUUAGUCAGACCAAAUCAGAUGGGAUUGCCAGCAGCACCGCAGAUGCUUAACAUUCCAGGCAAACCUGGGGUCCAGCAUGGCUAUUCCGGCCCUCCGUUGGCCGAGCCUGUCCAUGAGGCGGACCCGUCAGGUAAAGGGCUCCUAGAACAGAACAGCUACAGCAACAUUCCUAAUGAUGGGAAGCAGCACACGCCACUCUACGAGAGGUUGUCCCCCAUCAACCCGGUUCACGGCGGCAACUCCAACCACACAGACCCAGCCUUCUUCACCACCUCGUCCACAUCCUCGUCCUCUGAGAAUGAGGAAAACACGGGCUCCACUGCCAACCAUGUAAGUGACCAUAAGGGAUGGGACAAACAGAGAAACCAGAUGGAUAACAUCCCAGAAGGAGACCAUGGAGACCAAAAUAAAUCUGAUCCUUCUGUGACCUCCCCUGUAAACCAAGGCCUGGAGGGCAGAGGUCACGUAGGGGUCAAUGCCCAUAUUCCAUCCCUCCUUUCUAUGCCAACAAGAAAUCACAUGGAUAUUACCACUCCUCCUUUACCAGUGGUGGCACCAGAGGUGUUACGAGUCGCUGAGCACAGACACAAAAAGGGCCUCAUGUACCCAUACAUUUACCAUGUUCUUACCAAGGGUGAGAUAAAGUUAUCUGUCACCAUAGAGGAUGAAGCAAAUAAAGACCUGCCCUCUGCAGUGCAGCUGUACCGGCCAAUCCGUCAAUAUGUUUACGGGGUGCUCUUCAGCCUGGCCGAGGCCAAAAAGAAGGCAGAGAGACUCGCCAUGAGGAGAAAUCACCUCCCUGAUUAUCCAACAGUGAUAAUAAAAGAAUGGGCUGCAUACAAAGGCAAAUCUCCACACACCCCUGAACUAGUUGAAGCUCUACCCUUCCGGGAGUGGACCUGCCCAAACCUGAAGAAACUCUGGCUGGGCAAGGCAGUGGAGGACAAGAACCGGAGGAUGAGGGCUUUCUUGGCCUGCAUGAGGUCGGACACUCCAGCUAUGCUGAACCCUGCCAAUGUCCCCACACCUCUCAUGGUGCUGUGUUGCGUGCUACGGUUUAUGUUACAAUGGCCAGGAGUAAGAAUUUUGCGUCGUAACGAACUUGACGCUUUCCUAGCUCAGGCACUUUCUCCUAAACUUUAUGAGCCUGACCAGCUGCAGGACCUGAAGAUUGAUAACCUGGAUCCACGCGGAGUUCAGCUGGCUGCUCUUUUUAUGAGCGGCGUGGAUAUGGCACUGUUUGCCAAUGACGUGUGCGGACAGCCUAUUCCCUGGGAACACUGCUGUCCGUGGAUGUAUUUUGAUGGCAAGCUGCUACAGAGUAAACUUAUCCGGGCCAGCAGGGACAAGGCCCCACUCAUUGACCUCUGCGAUGGUCAGACUGAACUAGUUGCCAAGGUGGAGAAGAUGCGUCAGAGCAUCCUGGAGGGUCUGAACUUCUCUCGGCCACCCCAGAUGCUCGCAUUCCCCCCUCCACCUCCACACGCAAUGCCUUUCUACCCUCCCAACAGCACCUUCUACCCUCCACCUCCUCUGCCCCCACUGCAGGGUAGAGGCAGGGGCAUGCCUGUAGGACUUCAAGCCAUCCCCUCACAGGGUGGUAAGCUUGAGAUUGCAGGCACAGUGGUGGGUCAAUGGGCUGGAAGUCGUCGUGGAAGAGGAAGAGCCUCGUUUCCCAUUCAGGUGGUGUCAGUUGGUGGACCAACCAGAGGUCGUCCAAGAGUUGUGAUUUCUACUCCUGUUAUAAGGACCUUUGGUCGAGGAACCAAAUACCACACUAGAGGGUUCAAGAGUCAGGGAACAUACCAGAGCAAUCCUGCAUAUACUGCCUCAACCAAUGAAGCGCUAAAAGACAGAAAGAAGCCGAAGUUGGAGACCAAAACACCACAUCUGCCCUUAGAAGGGUCCACAGCUGCAGAGAAUGGCUUGGUGGAGGGUAAAGAGGCAGACCAGCUCAAUGGGAACGAAGGGGAAAGCAGAGCUACAAACCAACCUGAAAGUGCCUUUAGCAACGAAUCUAAAAUGUGCAAUACUAAUCCUCAUUUAAAUGCACUAAAUGAAGAUGGCGAGGGCCGCAGAGAUGAAGCUCUGGGCGCAGCUGUCUUAAAAACAGAAGAGUAAACCUAUUUUUAUAGAGAGGGUGAAGGUUGAUGGAAGGUUAUGUGUUAAGGAAUAUCUGGAAGGAUGGAAGGCCUACAGUUGGUGUACAUUUUUUCCUCUCCGAAAGUGUUAAAUGAGGACUUUUGAAAUCCCUCUUCGAUGUCAGUGAGUUAAAACCACAAAGUAAUGAUGAGGAAACCUCUCGGUAAAACGUAGAUAUACGAGUCAUACAGAGAAUCUUACCAGUUUAAUGAUGAAAGACGGUGUUCUCCCUCAUCAAUGAUAUUACAUGUUUCAAAACUGGUUACAUGAAAUUAUUUUACUUUCUCGAUGAAAUGCAGAAACCGAAAUACCGAUUUUUCAUUUGCCAGUCUUUUAGUUUUAGUAAGUUGAGAUUCAAGUACCAUAUAUACAGUAUAUUUGCCAUUGUAACUGGGUUUGUAUCGUCACAGUAAAUGCUUCUUUAUUUUUUGAAAACGUAAAACUCACAGUUUGAAAAAGACAAAUCCAAGAACGCAUUUCUCAUCACUGUGAGUUUACUUGUUUCAAAUGUGCAAUUGUUUUGACAUUGAGUAACUAGUAUUACUACUGCAUCUUAAGUUCUGAUGAUUUCAAUGUCAUACAUUAGCAAUUAUAGGUAACAUGUCAAGAAAUGGUUAGAAAAAUCUGAGCUCUUGAAAAAAACAAAAAAACAAUGUCUCUUUCCAUGUCAGAAAAUGCCAUGCAUCAGAGAUCAACGAUCAGUGUGGCUUCUUUAAUCAAACGUAGCACAUUAGUAUAACUGUCUCAGCUAAACUGCAUGGCUCACGAUUAAAUGAAAAAAACAAAAAACAAAA